AUGGCGUUCGCGGACCGGCGCUCGUCGCCGCCGCUCCCGGCGCAGGGCGAGUGGCUGGAAGUGUCGAUCCCAAUGACGGACGCCGCGGUUUCGACCUUCCGGGGCUCGGUGGACGCCGUGCGGCCCGACCUCGCCGCAUUCUGGAUCAAGCUCCGCCACUCCAUCGCCGAGUAUUCCUCGAUGCGGAAAAUCGAGGCACCAAUGCGCUCGAACGAGAGCGAGGCGCACACGGAGCCGCCUCCUGAUGGCGGAGCAAAGAGGGGCGCGCAGCGCCGCGAUUUGGAGCUUGCGCGUGGCUGCACCGUCGAAGCCUUCUACGCGCGUCGGCUCCAGGACAAGGCCAUUCGCGAGACUGCGGUGGGCACCCCGCCGCCACCUCUCGACCUCGGCCAUUAUGCGAGGCUCUCCGACACGCAAAAGCUGCGCGUGUACACCGCGUACGUCGCGCACGGCGGUGCUUCGCCACCGAACUACGUCGUCGAGCGCCGUAGCCGGAAGGCGGGUCUUCCUCGGCUGUGCUUCGAUACAGCGGUGGCGGCGGCGGUGGCUUACGCGAGGGUGGUCGGCGAGUACCAGCCGGCAGUGGCCACCGAGGCGGAGGGCCUACGGUUGCAGCUCUGCAGCAGCAGCGGUACCGGCUACAAGGGCGUGCGGAAGCGCGCCUCAGGCCGUUUCCAGGCAGAGCACAAGGUAGACGGCGGGAGGCGGGUCUCCCUUGGCACCUUCGCCACGGCGGUCGAGGCCGCGGUGGCUUACACUCGUGCCGUCGGGGAGGCAGAGCGUCAGGAGGCCCCGCCCCGCCCUGCAAAGCGCUCGCUGAAACCGGCUGACGCACCGCCGCCUAAGCGGCGCUCCACGGCCGCUUGGCCCUCGGCUGCUUCGGUGGCAGAGCCGCCGCGGCUCCAGCGGCACCCGAUUGGCAUGCCGCCAGUCGUGCAGGCCCUCGAGCGCGUUGGGCUGCCGCAGUACGCCGACGCAUUUGACGAGCAGGGCUACGAUGAUCUCAACUACAUUCUCGAGAUGGAUGCGGCGGAGCGGAAAACGGUGGCAGAGGCGACGGGGAUGCGACCGGGCCACGCAGCCAAGUUUGUCAAGCUCAAGGUCGAACUACACAGCUCGCCCUUACACAUGCAACGCGUGUACACCGGGCGCUGCCCGAAGUCCUAA
Molecule: messenger RNA, 1167 nt
Organism: Emiliania huxleyi CCMP1516
Lineage: Eukaryota; Haptophyta; Isochrysidales; Noelaerhabdaceae
Exons: 4
Coding region: 1-1167 (388 amino acids)
Biological process (GO): regulation of DNA-templated transcription
Molecular function (GO): DNA-binding transcription factor activity; DNA binding
Source: RefSeq, a predicted model, not a curated record